This is a messenger RNA of Aphidius gifuensis, 706 nucleotides long. RefSeq lists its product as uncharacterized. The transcript is spliced from 4 exons. The coding region runs from base 51 to 593 and encodes 180 amino acids. Lineage: Eukaryota; Metazoa; Arthropoda; Insecta; Hymenoptera; Braconidae. The record is from RefSeq and is a predicted model, not a curated record.
GAAAGGUGACAACAUACCACAACAGCCAGAACUAAAAAAAAAAAUAUAAAAUGUUCAUACAGUAUUUGUUUAUUUUAACUGGAAUCUUGCAUUUCAAUGGCAUUUUUGCAACUUCAAUCGUAGAGGGUCCACCAAGUGAAAUACAAAAUUUACCAAUGUACGAUAAAUUGAGCAAAAAAUACUACCCAGUAUUUUGUGCAAAUCCACAAGAUUUAGAAAACAGCUGUAUUAUUGCACAAAAAUGUGAAAAAUUGGAGGCAACGGAUGCUUACGUGGCCGGAGAGUUUCUAUUCAAUGGAACUUACACUCAGGACAAAGAUUGGAACUGGUUGAAGAUCUAUGCAGCUGACAAAAUUCCAGUGAAAGCAUUAGGUUUACUUGAAUCAAGGCUUAUGCUGAAAAUUAGAAACAGCUGGUAUGAUUAUCCAUCAUCGAUAAGCUUCAAUUUGACUUGGGAAAAAGAACACAAUGACAUGGGUUGCUUGAAAAUAUACAAUCCAAUGAACAGAGAUAAACGAGUUGUCAUCAGAACAAGUUGUAACGAUUUUUUUUAUGAGUCAUUUGAGAUCUUCCGUUAUGGAGGAUACGCGUAACGACAAUGAAUAGUCUCUAUCACUAUGAACAUAAGAUUUUUUUGUUUAGUACACACUAAGUUAAUUUGGAAACAAAGCAAGGGGUACUAGAAUGGUAUAUAGUUUAUAGUUUU